Messenger RNA from Gryllus bimaculatus (two-spotted cricket), 2616 nucleotides. Lineage: Eukaryota; Metazoa; Arthropoda; Insecta; Orthoptera; Gryllidae. The record is from the annotation of a GenBank genome assembly.
UUAUCAAAGCAAAACAGAUGAUAAGUUUCUUUGAAGUACCAAGGGUUGUAAAAAAGGGACGCAAACUGAAAUGCGAAAUCUGAAAAAAACGUUGAAACAAACGGGAAGCAAAAUAAAUUAUUAUUUGCAUUUUCUCUGUCCAUAAAAUAUUGCUCCCGACGUAACUACGUAAUACUGAGAAGCAAUAAGCAGUGUCUCGCAAAUUCCUUAUUCAGAACAGGUGUGGAUGUCAUCUGGGAAGUGUGCACCAACUACUACAGUUUUGCAGUUUAUUAAUCUGUGUCCAGCAAGGUCAUUGGUCAUAGUUGCAAGUAUUCAUCGUUGCCCGAUGAAUUGAUUUGCGAAUUAUUGUUAACUGGUGCUCUUCAUAUAACCUGCAAUUUGAAUUAUCAGUCUUCAUUCAUGAUGCUGCGGCUGUGGUAUUUGUUAUUCGUCCCGUGUACUCUUGCGUACGUCUCUUAUGUACCCGAGCAGGUACAUAUUUCUUACGGAGAGAACCCAUGGGAGAUAACUGUGAUGUGGAACACCCUGAAUAAUACAUGGACCUCAGUGGUAGAAUAUGGAAUUAAUGGUCUAGCUCUUCGAGCUGAAAGUAAACACCCCAAAAAAUUCAUCAGCCCUGGCACAAAUGGCAGUGCUCAGUUCAUACACAGAGUCACCCUGAAGAAACUCACACCUGAUAGUAAAUACAUUUACCACGUGGGCAGCAUGCUGGGCUGGUCUGAGGAGUUUUCCUUCCGAACUCCGCCGGAAGAUCAGACCACGUGGUAUCCGCGGUUGGCCAUCUACGGAGACAUGGGCAACGAGAAUGCAAAAUCUCUUCCGAGGUUGCAGCAGGAAGUUCAACGCGGCAAAUACGACGCCAUCCUACACGAUGACGGCGAACGAGGAAAUGUGUUCAUGCGGCAAAUCCAGCCUAUCGCAGCGUAUGUGCCCUACAUGACAUGCGCCGGUAAUCACGAGGAAAAAUUCAAUUUUACCCACUAUCGCAACCGUUUUGGAAUGCCUGGAAACACAGAAGGUCUCUUUUUCUCUUUCAACAUGGGAAAUGUUCACUUCAUUAGCAUUUCAACUGAGGUUUAUUAUUUUCUUCAAUAUGGAUUGAAGAUGGUUGUGAAGCAAUAUGAAUGGUUGGAGAAAGACUUGCAGGAAGCUACAAGUCCCCAAAAUCGCACACUCCGUCCUUGGAUUGUGGUGUUUGGUCACCGUCCUAUGUAUUGCUCUAAUAACAAUACCGAUGACUGCACAUACAUGGAAACAAUGACACGUGUUGGACUGCCUGGUGAAGAAAUGUUUUACCGAUAUGGAGUUGACUUACUAAUUUGGGCUCAUGAGCACUCAUAUGAGCGACUUUGGCCUAUCUAUGACUACAAGGUACUCAACGGAAGCUAUGAAGCUCCGUACACCAAUCCAAAGGCCCCAGUGCACAUUGUUACAGGAUCUGCUGGAUGUAGAGAAAUCCAUGACAAUUUUAAGGGUAAUGCUCCGGCUUGGUCUGGUUUCCGGUCCACACAUUAUGGCUACACACGAAUGAAUGUAGCCAAUAAUACACACAUUCAUUUAGAGCAGGUGUCUGUUGACCUAGAAGGAAUGGUGGUGGACCAAUUUUGGCUCAUCAAAGAAACACACACAGCCUUCACACAAUUAUGAAAUGACUAACUUGUGACUAAAAUAACCCAAACAGAGCAAAAUAGUUUAAUCAAACACAAGUCCAGAGACUGCAGAUGCUGGGUAGACACUGGUUAGAUUUUAAUUCUCAUGUGUAAUUUUUUUAUCGGCUACAUGACCUUCAGUUUAUUGAAGCCAAUUCUAACAAGCAUUUUCUUUUAUGUAGGUUAUUUUUAUAUCAGAUCGUUUACCAUGGUGAAAUACAGGAGCAUUUAGAAUAAUAUUUUAGUUUUUUAAGGGUAACUUUCUUUAACCGAUGAUGAACAAUCAACCAUUCAUGGAAUGAGUAUAUUGUCUUGCCCCUUUGUUAAUCACAAUUUCAAAUAAAAGAUCAUGUAAUUUUCAUACAUUAUAACAACAUGAUGUGCGAGACGAUAAAUGUAAAAUUUUGAAUUGUAUAUGAAAAAGGUCUGUAAAUACACUUAAAUGAGGCAGUGAGUGGAAUAGUGGCUAAACUGACACUACCUAUUCAAGCAGUUUAGCCAUUCUUGCUCUCACAGCAGAUUUCAUUUAAACCAAUAUUCUGCUCAUUAACUCAAAUAUUUGCAGAUAAGCAAAAUCCAACUCAGAGUUAAGAAUUUGUUUCUUUAUGAUAAAUGUUUAUUUUGUAAAAAGUCUGUAACAAUUUGGUUAUUUUUUAUCAAAGCAAUAUUUCAUGACAGUUAAUUAGUGCUUCGUGGUAUGAAUGAAAGUAUGUUAACAGCUCCAGUUUUAAAUAUAUUUUAAGUGAAGAGGUUUUGUGAAUAAAUCAAUUUUAUUACAAUAUAUACUGUAAAAAGUUUAACUAAUGUUGAUUUUCUAUAUCUUGAAAAGACUGUUUAUAAUAUUAAUAAUCAACAGUUACAUAUCAAAGCAUUUGGUACUUGAAUCACCCAAGCAGAUUAUGUACAGUUUUGUAUUGUAAAAUAUUCAAAAUGUAUAGUGGAAGUAAUAAAAUUAUUUCCUUGA